This is a messenger RNA of Micropterus salmoides (largemouth bass), 4119 nucleotides long. Its product is annotated as coiled-coil domain-containing protein 178. The record is from RefSeq and is a predicted model, not a curated record. The transcript has 20 exons. NCBI's taxonomy places the organism in Eukaryota, Metazoa, Chordata, Actinopteri, Centrarchiformes, Centrarchidae. The coding region runs from base 209 to 2614 and encodes 801 amino acids.
ACAGCAACUUUAGUUGCUUCAUUUGGAGGAAACUUUAAUGAAAGGCAACUUUUUCACGGGACCGCUGCAGCGUUGUCACCCAGAAGAACAAAACACACUACUAGGUAACGCUAGCUAACUGACAGCUGGCAACAAGAGGUGUGUUGAGAUAAGACGGUGGAGAUUAAACGGGUGGUAUUUUCCUAAUCCUGUCGGGCAAGUUUCAGCAAUGCCAGACGUUGAACCGCUCAGAUUCCCAUCGAGGGAAGGACGACCUAGUCAUCAAGAUCAAGCAGAUCUUCAAGCUGUCUGUUCUGGAAGACGUCGCACUUGUGUUUUGCUCAACAGUCCCUCACCAUGUGUCGACAAUGCUAUUUACCAUAUCCAAGAGCUGAAGAUGACAGUGGAAAAUUGGUGUCAACAGUCGGGAAAAUAUGAGCCACCAGUCGAUCAGGACAAGCACCAAUACAGCAACAUUUUAAGAUUUCAUUCCAGCGACUUAGAUACUGAAUCAGUGACGUCCACGGAGUUGUUUGUCGAAGGCGUUGGAAUUAGUGCAAGAGUUUUUCAUCCUCUAGAAAGUUGCCCAUUAUCGCCACUAGUGAAGAAAAUAAAUGAUGUCCUCGGAGAGGUUGUGUAUCUGAUUGAGCGGCUGGAGGCUGAUCGGCAGUAUGUGGAGGAAGCACUCCAAAAAGAGAAGAGAAGAAAAAGAUUUUUGGAGAACAAAGUUGACAGCAUCUCACUGUGGAAGCAACAAGAGCACUCUUUUGUAGUCCAAAAAGAGCACGAGGCUUGCAUUAGAGACAUCACUGAACUGAAGUGGCAGCUAAAAUUGGAAAGAGAGAAACUUGACCAAGCCCAGGAGAAACUGUCACAGACUGAGAUGUUGAACCAGCACUUACAUGAGGACAUCAGCUUUGCCAAAAAACAAGUUCCCAUAGUGAAAGAAAACCUGGACCUCCAGAGAGGAAUCAUAAAUCAAAUCAACACUGCACAAGCUGAGGCUUAUGAAGUACAUUCAAAAACACGAAGUCAUCUCAUACUGGUUCAGAGGGAGUUAAAAGAUAUGGCGCUGGACAGAGACAAUGAAAAGAUGUCAAUGGAUGCUGUACAGAUGGGGAUGAAGAAUAAGCUUGCUAUCAGGUUGGAAGAUUUAAACCAGUUGAAGAAGCUGGAGAAAGGAGUUUGUGCUGAAAUAAAGAAUGCUGAAAAGACAGUUGCUCUUACUGAAGAAAAGUGCGCAGCCACAACAAAACGUAUCUCUGAAAUGAUGGAGCUUGAGAAAACUGAAAGAAACUGGAUUUUGCAAUUGAAAUUUCAAAUUGAAGAUGAAAUGCGAAAGAACAAUACAUUAAAAGAGAAACUACUUGCACUGCAAGAAGACAUUGAGAAAACUAGACUUAACGGGGAAGCAGAGGUUUCCUGCAUAGAAGAGCAGCUCUGUUCCAAACGUAAUGCUUUUUUAGCUCUUCGCAAAGAAAACAUGGAGUAUGAACAGAAUAUAGAAGACUACAAGAUAAAACUUUCUGAGAGCAAAAAAGCAGUGAAGCUGAUGCAUGAAGAGAGGAAGCAGAUGCUCCAGAAAAUCAUUGACAAUGACGAGCAGUGGGAAAAGGCCAAGGAGGAAGUGACCGAAGUUGUAGCCCAGCACAGUGUCACCCAGACUAAACUGGAGGAGCAGGAACAGCUCACCUUCAUGGAAGAACAGAGGGCCAGGAAAGAGAUUGAAGACCUGAAGAAAGAUCUGACAGGUCAGAUCACUGCCCUGGAACUACUAAAGGGUCAGUGUGCAAAUAUAAACGAAGAGUUGUAUCGACAGCAAAGGAGCUCAGAGAUAACUAACCAAAAACUUCAUAAAGAAUUUGAAGAUGCAUCCUCAGCAACAAAAGCUCUGGAGACCAAAAUUGAGAAAAUCAAGAAAAUGGCAGAACAUUUGGAAAAGAUUCAGUCUGAACACAGGAACACAUUAGUCAACUUUGAGAAGGAGAAAAAACUAAAGUCUGACAAGCUGAAAGCUGCUCAGGAUUUACACAGUGCCAUUAUAAAGAGACAUGACAACACCCUGGGCAGGAUCAGUGACCUUACGAAGAAGAGUGAAGAAUACCGAGAUGCUUCAGAUAAAAUGGAAAAGAUAGUUGAAAACAUGCCAGAAUUCAUAGCAGAGCUUCAAAGUGUUUUUGAUGUGGUGGAAUUCAAAAACAAAUCAGCUGCUCUCAUAAUGAGCACCUUGCAGUCUGAUAUUAAUAACUGCCAACAACGAACACAGCGAUCCAUGCAGACACACACUGCUCAUUUUGCAGCAAGAAAAAAACAAAUGGAAGACACCAAGGAAGCACUAAAAAUUGCGCUGAAGGAGAACAAACAGCUGGCAGAUGAGUACAAAGGUCUUAAGAAGAUCCUCAUGGAGGCCAAACAGGAAACAGUGUCCGCAAUGAGCGAGAAAAACCACACACAUAAAUCUUUUCAUUAUUACACACAGCUCUCUUUGUUGCAGAAGAGGAUGCACAAAGCUUUGGUGAAAUACUUCAAACAACGCAGCCUCUACAGCCAGGCUGAACUGGACCGGUGCCAGGCUCUUUCUCGAGAGACCGACCAGAAAAUAAAAACAGCCCAGUCUAGGUAUUCUACCGGAUAGAAGCGUAUUCUUUUGCAUACUACAGUGACUCCAUGUUAUGCUUGGCAUUGUUUGAGCCUCAUCCGGCUAGUCAGUUGCCUUGUGUCUUCUUUGCCAAGCAGGGGCAGCCAGGCAAACAUCCACCAAGGCUUUGUGCCUCACUCCUAUGGUGAAGUUAAAGACACCACUCUUACAUUACAGUCUAUACAUUCACUCAUCAGACUGAUGUGAUGGAUGAUGUGUCUGCUAGAGUGCCUAUGCAGUGACUCCGUGUCUGAGGCUAGUCCUGUCUCUGUAGAUAUCUCUAUAUACACACACAACACAUAGUGUUUGGUAACAUUGCAUUAACAUUUGAGCCUGUUUCCUGUUUAGCGGGGGCAUUUGUGACUUUCAUGGCUAAUUCGGAGUAAGUUCAUUACACCGCGUGGACGGAAUCUGUGUUACAGCUUCUCCUUUGUGAAUAGAAUAACCUUCUGUCUGUCUUGCAGAAGAACAGCAGCAUAUUCUGCAAGGUUGAGAAGUAAGGAUCUUCAUUUAGAAGAUAAUCGGUGUCUAAUCUGUGCUGUGAUGUGAGAUGAGGUCAAAGCGGACGGAGAGACAGUGAUGAAUCUUUAUGAAAUGUCCUGUCCAGCAUUACCGCAGAGCCAGGUUGCAUGCAACCAUACUAUGGACUAUUUCCACCCUUUUUACUUCUUCUAUACCUUAAACAGUAGGGCAUCCCAAACCUCAUGUCAUGUCAGUAGCAAUCUGUUGUUUUUGUGUAAAAUCCCUUUUUUUUGUUGUUGUUUAAUUUGUUAUUCACCAAAAUUUUAAUUCAGCUUCAUCAGAUAUGCUGGAGGAAAAAUAUGCUCAGAUUUGAUUAAGGUUUUCUAGGGGAGUACCUAGUGAAAAUACUAUUAAGUGGUUUCCUUCUCAGUUCCUCCUCCUUUGACUGCUGGCAUGUUUUUUUGAUGGGUCUGGUCCAGACAUUACAGGGAGCAGCCAUGUCUCACUGGCCCAGCCUCAAAAGGCCCCAGCAGAUCACAGCUCAAGGCAGGGAGGAGUAGGGCACAGGGGGAGGAGCUAUCAGAGAGCUGCAGAGUGUGAAGGACAAAAGAGCUGGUGUAUUCAAGCGCACCACACCGUCACUCGUCACAGCUCAGCACAGGGUCCAUCAGAGCAGGCAGCACUCACUUUAAACAGGCUCCUCAUGAACAGUCCAGCUCAGGGUCUAUCCUCCAAAAAGCACACAUGUAGAAAAACCUUUGCGAGAAGAAAGAAAACAACCGUUAUUAGUUCAUGAGCACAUAUAAACACACAAUCUGCAUGAUUACCUAAAUAUUGGGACCUUUAAUGUGAUCUUAUGAUCCAGAAAGAAUUGCUCUGACUAUGCAGAUAGUGAUAAUGCAUGUGGUGUUUCAGUAGGUCUGUAUUAAACACAAAGCUUCACAAUUACAUGAUAUCAAUAUCGUCGCCACUUUGUAAGAAAUAAUUGUCAAAACUGAUACCAGUUGUAACCAGGCUGAAUCCCGACGAGGCCUAUACUA